Magallana angulata is the source of this 5822-nucleotide messenger RNA. RefSeq lists its product as uncharacterized. The coding region runs from base 302 to 5209 and encodes 1635 amino acids. Gene Ontology annotation, cellular component: Cul4-RING E3 ubiquitin ligase complex. NCBI's taxonomy places the organism in Eukaryota, Metazoa, Mollusca, Bivalvia, Ostreida, Ostreidae. The transcript is spliced from 19 exons. Gene Ontology annotation, molecular function: protein binding. The record is from RefSeq and is a predicted model, not a curated record.
UAGAAGUUGUGAUUUCUCGCACUUCCUUCCGGAAAUUUUUAGUUUACAUGGAGAUGGUGCGAAAGAAAGCGAUGUUUUCACUUGUUUACAAUUGUGUAAAUAAAAAGGAGUUUAUCAAUCUCUUCAAGACGAACAUAUCUUACUAAAGAUGUUGGCUUUCACUGUGCAGAGGAUGUUACUGUACUAGCUGUUAAAGAUCAUGAAAAGAAAUGAAGAAUACCUAGACUUUUGCUGUUCUAUGGGCCAGUUGAUCAAAGCUUAAAGGUUAUAGUUUUCUCCCUGAUUAUACCACCAGAUUAAGAUGAAGUUGGACAAUUUCUUCGAAGAUGAGGAUGAAGAAGCCCAAGCAACAGAAAUUGAUCAAAAAUAUCAAUUACGCAAACCGAUUCGACCGUUUGUUUGUUCCACUCCUGAAGACUUUAAUGAGGAGAAGGAUUUCCUACUGAGGGAAAUUUUCCCUGAAAUUCACAAACUGUGCAAGUUACGAGGCGGCAACUUCCUGCCUUAUGAUAUCCGAUGGAAUCCCAAUGGGGAUGAAGCGGCAUCAGGGAACUUAUUAAAACUGAACUUGGACUACAUAUCCAAGAGUUCUCCUUUCUUCAUAUGUCUUCUGGGAGAGAGUUAUGGACCUUAUCGAUAUAUGGAGAAACCUCCUCUCCAGAAAAAAAUUAGAAAUGUGGAAGAUCUUGAUGAUAUGGAUUGGAUGGAUAAAAAUUAUCUAAUGGCUGCUUCAGCUGGAUACACUUGGGUGCUACAAGAAAGCCAUCAGAACACUAGUUUUACAGAGUUAGAGAUAAUUCAGGCGGCAUUUCUCUGUGACAAUCGAUACUGCCAUUUCUAUUUUAGGCAACCGGAACAUUUGGAUGUGAAGUUUGGACAUCUUUCAGAAGAGAGGAGAAUUAAACUCAGCAAAGUCCAUUUACCUGAAAAUGAGUAUGCUGACCUGAGUAUUCGAGACUUGAAGCAGAGAAUAGUUAAGAAAGCUCUUCCUGUGAAAUAUUACAGGACCAAUGAAGAAUUAGGUAGACAUGUUAUAAAGGACUGGACAGCAGUCAUUGAUAUUGUGUACCCUGCAUUAGAACAUCCACUUUCCACCCUGGAAUCAGAGGAAUACUGUGAGUGGGUUGCCAAUGAAGUGUUUGCAGACAGCAGACGACAUGUUUUUGUGACGUCUACUGAUUUAAAUCAGUUAAAACAGACAAUGACAUCAUUUGCCCUGGAGGUGUUGGAUGAAAAUGUCUAUGAAAUAGAAGAAAAAAUGGUGGAUAAACCCUAUUCAAUUCUGAAUUUGCUGAAAAAGAAGGAAGCUGUGGAAGCCCGCUACAAGUCAAUUAUGGUUGUCAAUGGCGACAGAGGAAGUGGAAAAAGCACACUGAUCAGCAAUUGGAUCCAGAAGUUCAAGGCCGAAAACCCAGAGGUCAAGGUCAUAUGUCAGUAUGUGGGCUGCAGUGGGAGAUCUGCUGACAUCUCUGUAUUCCUCAGACACUGUAUCAAAGAACUUAGAGAAGAAUACCUAAGACCAAUUGAGUGCUCUUCCUCAGAGGAUGGAAUGACAGAGGAGGAUCAGCCCUGGACAUUUCAGGAAGUGUGUCAGGCAUUUGUGGCUGCUCUCUCUCUGGGUCCUGUUGUCAUUGUCAUUGAUGGACUCGAUGAGAUCGGCAACACCCUCGGACUGACCAUCAGACAAGUUAAAGAAUUAAAGUGGCUGCCCUUCCCUCUACCUCCCCACUGUAGACUUAUUUUUACAUCCUGUCGCUCAGAUCUCACCUACCAUUCUCUGUCAACAAGGAAAGACACAGUUAUGCACACUGUUCCGUCAUUCAAUACUCCAAAGAUACGGACAGCUUUCCUGGAAGAUGCCAUGCUUCAGCAUUUCGACCACCUGAAUGAAGAAAACAUCCAACAAGUCCAUGAUAUAAAAUUGUCCCAUAAGCCACUCUUUAUGUCUCUGUUGGCAGGAGAAAUGUGCUGCUUUAGUGUCUAUAUGGGACUGUUUGACUAUUUGGAAGAGCUUGGGGAGAAAAUAUCUUCCCUGAGAGACUACUGUCUUCGGUGUUUUCAGCGAUGGUCCCGGGAAAUGAGUUGGACCAAAGAGAAUCUCUAUGGUGAAGUGGAUGAUGAAGAUCAGUUAGAACUGGAAGGCUGGAUCCCUGAUACUCUACGUCUGCUAGCCGUGUCCAGGACCGGCCUGUCCCAGGGGGAUAUCUUCACCCUGCUGAGGGGCCUGGGAUACAGGAACAGCAAGGAGGUCAGGAACUUCCAGUGGCUCCAGUUCUGUACCUGCUUCAGGGACUGGGUGUAUGAGCUGCCCAGCGGACAGAUACAGUUCUCUCACCAGCACCUGAAAGAAAUUGUGGAAUAUGUUCUACUGCGAGGUGCGACCAAAAAGGAUGUUAGUCCACGCCGUAAAACGGCAGUACUCAAUUCCCUGAAGGCUGGCAGUGGUUCUGGAGAGGUGGCCUCCACUGGUGAGUCGGAGAAAGAGUGGAAGGGGCAGAAGAACCGCUUCCACAAACAACUGGCUAAGUACUUCCUCAGACAGCCAUUCAGCCAGCGGGUCCUUGAAGAGUUGCCAUGGCAACUGCUGAUGUCAGGGGAUACAGACACUCUGCUGCAAGUUCUCAACGAUCCCUUGAUGAUUGAAGGCUUUCUGGAUGACAAGAGACAGAACCCUUCAAACAAGCUGGAUCUGGCCUUUUUCUGGUCACUGGUGAAGGAGGAGGGCAAGGAUGUUUGCACCAUGUACCAGAAACUUCUGAUACGACUUGGAAUAAUGGAGGAAGAGAGGGAGGAGAUCUACAUAGAACAGAACGGAGAAGAUCUAGAACUGGAUAGUGUUACGAGCGAGAUCUCAUCUCACGAGGACGAGACAGUGGCGUCCUCCAGAGAGAACAUGAACAUUGUGGUCCCCACCAUUGUGACCUAUCCCCCCCACAGGGAGCUGUCUGCUGUGACCGAGGAAUCCAUAACCAGCAGCAUGGGGGUCAGGUCACCCCAGCGGCAUAGACUGGAGGAGACGGUCAUAGAAGAACCAAUCAAUGAGGAAAAGGAGAGUAGAAAAUCAAGACCAGUGGAUAAAAAUAGUGCUGUGUUUUUGACAGAAACAAAAGCUGAAACUCCAGGAGCUGAUUCACCAUUGUUGUAUCAGACCCAUGAAUUGUGUAACACAAUCAAGAUCGCCUGGCUUAUCGCAAACUUCCUAAGAGAUCUUGGUCAUGAAGAUGUAACAGAGAAAGUUUUGACAGCCUUAAACAAAAAGCUAGUGAAGAGCUACCCUCUUGAACACGAUGACAUGUUAAUCCAUGCCAGAGUACAAGAAGCCCUGGGAAUGUACUGUCAACAGAGAGGAGAGUCGGGGCUCUCACAGAAACACUUUACCAAAUCUCUCAGGAUCGUCACCGAUCUGUCGGAACUAGACGAGGAAUCCUCACUCAACUUCCUAGAGCUAGAGAACCUGAAGGGUAAACUUCUUUCCCAUCUGGGCAGUCUUCGGUUGAACGAAGGUUUAGUGGAGAGUGCAGAAGAUCUAUUGACAGAGGCACGUGAUGCCGUUGAAACCAGCGGCAAUCUGACAGCCAAAGCAACAAUCUUGUACAACCUAGGACUCCUAAGAAUGCAGCAAGAGGACUUCAUUUUGGCUGAGUCCAGCCUUCGCCAGGCACUAAACAUCAGGGAGCAGUGGUUUGGGAAAUCCCAUCCCUUGGUCGCUGAAGUCCUGUUCGCGCUGGCUCAGCUCAUGGGGAACCCGGAUAACUACCGCGGGUUUGACAGAGGUCGCUCGGAGGGCGUUUACAGAAAAGUUCUUAAGAUCAGAGAGGAUUGUCUGGGAAAGGACCAUCCCGCUGUAGGGGAUACACUGUUUCAACUAGGAAAACUUCUACAAGAGGAAAUCAACUAUGCAGCAAAGUGCGAAGCUGUGCAGCUGUUACGUAGAGCACUAGACAUAAGGACAACCAAACUAGGCGGUGAUCAUAUAGACACUAGGGCGGUCCGACAUUAUUUAAGCCAGCUGGAAAUUUCUCUUAAAAUGGGAAAAUACGAGUUUGGUCCGGCCAGAUUAACAGACACGCGGACAACAGACAGGCCUUUUAGCAAACUUUCGUGGCGGGAGAAAGAUCUCGCAAACAUUGAUAAAAGGUCAAAGUCAAGAAGUGCUAGUCGUAGUUCAAACUCCGUAUUGAGAUCACGACCUUCUAGUUACAAAGAAGAACACGGACAGUCGCUGAGUCGUUAUAGCAGUGUAAGCCAUCUUAGUGCUUCGGAGAAAUUAUUAAUGGAUGCGGAUCGUCCAAGAUUGCUCCAUCGAGAUUACAUCGAUCGAAAAUUGAAAGUAUCCCCUCCUUCAUCUGAAGUGCAUCAAACAAAGCGUCUAGUGACUGUUGAAAUAAAAGUAGACGACGAUGUUGAUAGAUCAGGGGAUGUUGAAACAAGAGAAGCAGAACCUCAGAUAGAUAGCUUUGGAGAUGAAAUUCGUCAAACAGACAGUUUAAAUGUUGGACAAGAAACCAAAAGAGCUCAAUUUGCUGAACACGCUGAUAGUGGCCCUGUUAAAUUGUUCAAGCGAUAUAGCAGUGCCGGGAGUUCCAGGUCGUCCGUGUCUCGACACAACGAACGAAGUCUGCUUCGUGGAAACAGUGCUAAAAGUAACCAAAGCUCUCAUAUAACCGGAUAUAGCUCAAAUUCGCGAAUGAGUCUAAGAAGUGGUUACUCGCGACGGAGUGUUGUAGGUCCACAUGCAAUUACACCAGGUAACACCCAGUCGGUUACAACUGGACCGAACUCGACACUGGACAGUCUUAUUGCUAGAUCACCACGUGACAUGAGCCGGACCAUCCACCAUCGAUCUGCCUGGUAUCAUGUACCAGGUCGAUAUGUCACCUCAGAAAAACCGUUCCCACCAAAGCGUUCUCAAAAAACCUCGGAAGCAAGGGAAUUGGAACAUCGCCUUCUAACCAGCAGAAAAUCGAACAGAGAAUCUAGUAAAACUUUAUACAGGAAGUCUCCUCCCAAAAUAAAUAAAGCGAAAUCCUUCACGUCAAGAGACAUAAACAAAGAAUUUGGAAUGACUGUAAAGGGAAUUGGUCCUGUGAUUUCCAAUGGGUAUUACAGCAAUCCCCCACAUGACUAUGCUGUAGAGUCUUACAUUGAUUCUGAAAAUGAACACCAUAAUACAACGGUGAAAUUCAAGGAAGCCGUUUUUGUUGAAUAGAAAUAUGAUUAGGGAUAUUUUUAGUAAUGUACCCAUUAUAUUAACUAUUCGCGCAUAUAGAUUAUGUCUGUGAUCUUCAAUAGAAUAAAUUAAACUAUCUUUUGUAAUAUAUUUAUACAUGCACAUAAGCAUUUCUUAAUCAGUAAUUAUUAUCAUAGGAUAAGUAAUGUUUUCUGCACAAAAUUUUAAGCUAAAAGUUAAAAUGUUUGGAUCGAUUUGUGUUGUUCAAUUUCUUGAAUCUGAUUUUGAUAAACUUUGCUUACACUCUUGAUUGUGUGUUGGUGUAUUUAAAAAGACGAAGCAAAAAUUCGAUUAAAAAAAAUUCAAUUGCGGUUGACUCGUUAUACAUGCAUACAAAACAGAAAGCAAGAAACUUGUUGAAUUUAUUUGUUGAAUUAUUAUUUGUUGUUACUUGGAGAACGUUAAAGUACAUGUAUCAAGUCUUGAUUCUUAACGGGAAUAUUUUAUUGAGAAUCAUAUUAAAUGAUUGUCACACAAUAUAUAUGUGUCUUUCCUAAAAGAUGUUGCUUUUUUUUCUUAGACAAUAAUUGCACUGUAAUCAGUUCGCCGGCAUAUAUCUAUAUUUUAAUAAAUUAAAUGGAUUGUCAAAGUC